ACAUGGCCCAAGAGCCUAAAUUGAGCCCAUACCAGGCCUGUCAGAAGAGGCAGCACACCGCAAGCCUGUAUCCGAACAACUGUGACCUGGAGUAUGAACUUUACAAAGAUGAUUUGCCAUACAGGAUCUACGAAUAUCAGAAGAUCCCAUCUCUUAUUGGACACAUUCCUAUCAAAACCAGAAGAAGCCAUCUCGGGGCGGAAAGUAAAACCAGACUGAGCCCACACACGGAUUUAAGAAGCAACAGCAAUCCCACAACAGGACGUACAAAAUUACGAGCCGAAGAAUUGCACUCCAUCAAAGGGGAAUUAAGCCAGAUCAAAGCACAGGUGGACAACUUACUGGAAAGCCUCAAUCGGAUGGAUCAACAGCGGGAACACCCCACAGGUACCAAGGACAGCAAGAGAAAAUUAUUCACCAGCGUGGAGGCUUCCUCCCCGGCGGGAGAACUGAUCAGGAUGAAGGAAAGCGCCAAAAACGAGGGUCACACCCCUCAGCAAGAGAUUGACAGCGCAGAGGAGAGCACAGACACCGAAGAAGCCACCGCGGCGAGAAAUCACACACCGGAUCUCGAAGAAAGCAAGUAGGGAGGGCUACCUUGCUGGGAAUCCCUCGCCAAGCGCUUCCUUUCCCAUGUAUUGCGUUUUCUUCCCACGACUUACAGCUUGUGCAGCCUUUGAUGUCUCUUCCUUCCAAUCCGUGCUGGUGGAGAGCCUCCUGCGUCAACUUGAGGGAGGACCUUGGGUGCUGUUGUUAGAUAACCACCUUAAACAUAGGUCCAGGAUGGGAGAAAGGGUGGGGGGAGGAGAGGAAAAGCAGUCACUGUGACUGCACAUUUGAACCAAUCGUUGUGACUCCGAAAUAAACAAUAGCAAUGUGCUACAGAUCAAACGUGUUUUUUUUUCUUUUAUGGGUGCCCAAAGAGCAAUUAAUAAAGGCUGACCGCCAAAGAAUGGAGGCCAUUUGAACUCUGGUGCUGGAGAAGAC
Molecule: messenger RNA, 987 nt
Organism: Thamnophis elegans (Western terrestrial garter snake)
Lineage: Eukaryota; Metazoa; Chordata; Lepidosauria; Squamata; Natricidae
Product: heterogeneous nuclear ribonucleoprotein C-like
Exons: 6
Coding region: 3-587 (194 amino acids)
Source: RefSeq, a predicted model, not a curated record